CGGAAGGGGAUCGAAAGCAGAGCAUGAUGGACAUGAUGCUUGACGAUCCACGCUAUACUGACACAACCAUCAAAGGAAUGGUGCAGAACAUGAUUUUAGCCGGAACUGAUACGACCACCACGACCUUGGAAUGGGCAAUGGCGCUGCUCCUCAACCACCCCCACCUCCUCCAGAAGCUCCACGGCGAAAUAGAAGCCCACGUCGGCCACGGCCGUCUUGUGGGCCCCUCCGACCUCCCGAGCCUCCGCUGCGUCACCAACGUCAUCAAGGAGACCCUGCGGUUGCACCCUCCGGGGCCGCUGCUGGUGCCAAGGGAGUCCGUGGCGGACUGCGAGGUGGGCGGCGUCGCCGUGCCGCGCGGCACGAUGCUGAUCGUGAACGCGCACAAGCUGCACCGGGAUCCGGAGCUGUGGGAGGAGCCGAGGCAGUUCAAGCCGGAGCGGUUCGAGAGGGAGGGGGAAGGGAAGGGGCACAAGUACGUGCCGUUCGGAUGCGGGAGGCGGCGCUGCCCGGGGGAAGCCAUGGCGUUGAGUUCCAUCGGGCUGGUGCUGGCGUCGCUGGUGCAGUGCUUCGAGUGGAAGAGGGUCGGGGAGGAAGAGGUGGAUCUGACAGAAGAGCCGGGUUUUACCGUACCAUCGGCCACUCCGUUGCUGGCCCUGUGCAAGCCACGCGACGCCAUGGUCGAUCUCUUGGCACAACUAUAA
Zingiber officinale is the source of this 704-nucleotide messenger RNA. RefSeq names its product cytochrome P450 81Q32-like. Bases 24 to 704 code for a protein of 226 amino acids. Gene Ontology annotation, molecular function: iron ion binding; heme binding; oxidoreductase activity, acting on paired donors, with incorporation or reduction of molecular oxygen. NCBI's taxonomy places the organism in Eukaryota, Viridiplantae, Streptophyta, Magnoliopsida, Zingiberales, Zingiberaceae. The transcript has a single exon. The record is from RefSeq and is a predicted model, not a curated record.